ACAAGUUCCUGGCUGAGCAGAGGACAACUGCCGUCGGUGACAGAGAUGACGGGGGCAGCGGGGACGGCGGCCCGCAGGGAUUGACUCUUUCAUUCCCCGCCUCCCAGCACGAUGCUGACGGGAGGCUGACAGGAAACCCAGCCUUCUGCAGAGCAAGGCCUUAUCUUCGCUGCCCCAAAGGACACAGCCUAUCCCACGAGCCGGGAAGAUGGAACCAGGCUUACUGAUGUGGAGAUUCCUCACACUCAUUCUGGUAACAGAAGGCGUGACAGAGUUUUGUCCUCACAGCCUACCAGAUGUCAGAAAUGCCACGUUCGAGGCCCUCACCUACAAGGUGGGCACGCUGCUAAACUGUGGAUGCAAGAGAGGCUUCCGCAGAAUAAGCAAUGGGGCGGCCUUUAUGAACUGUACGGGGGACCCCGGCCACCCUUCCUGGGGAAACCAGUGUCAAUGCGUGAGGAAUUCCCGUGGGAACAGUGAAAAGCAAGUUCCUCCCAAACCCGAAGAACAGAAGGAAAGAAAACCUACGGAUAUGCAGAGCCAACUGCAGCCCACGAACCAAGCUACCCUUCCAGGCCACUGCAGGAAGCCUCCGCCAUGGGACCACGAAGAUUCGGAGAGAAUCUACCAUUUCGUGGUGGGGCAGACAGUACACUACAAGUGUGCCCCGGGAUUCAGGGCCCUGCAGAGAGGUCCUGCCACGAGCGUCUGCAAAAUGGCAUGCGGGAUGACGAAGUGGACGCAGCCCCAGAUCAGGUGCAUGAAGGCAAGGCAGGACGGCCAGCUGCCAGGUGACGAAGAGCUCGAAGCAAGCACGGAUACUCCUGAGCAUGAGACUUCCUGUCCCUUCGUAACGACAGCCACUACAGAUUUUCAAAAACAAACAGAAGUGGCUGCGACCGUGGAGCCGUUCAUAUUCACCACCGAGUACCAGAUAGCAGUGGCCUGCUGCGCCUUCCUGCUGGUCAGCACCCUCCUCCUGAGCGGGCUCGCCUGGCAGCGGAGACGGUGAACCCCACACCCAAGAAGCCCCGGCGCAGGAAAAGCACCUGGGCAGAGACCCCUUGGCGGGGUGAGGAGAACUGGCCAGCGCCCACUCACCCUGAGUCAUGGCAGGGGAGCGCGAAGGGAGCCAACACUGGUCGAGGCCCACUGGACACCGGGCUCCACGCUCAUCUAAUGCACGUAGCCACCCGCCUUCUCAGAAACCUGCGCUCAGGCCUCCGAGUAAUGUGACCCAGGCUGCGAGCUGAGG
This is a messenger RNA of Pteropus alecto (black flying fox), 1255 nucleotides long. It is a transcript of the gene IL2RA, whose product is annotated as interleukin 2 receptor subunit alpha. Lineage: Eukaryota; Metazoa; Chordata; Mammalia; Chiroptera; Pteropodidae. Gene Ontology annotation, molecular function: interleukin-2 receptor activity; interleukin-2 binding. The coding region runs from base 209 to 1012 and encodes 267 amino acids. Gene Ontology annotation, biological process: inflammatory response. The transcript is spliced from 7 exons. The record is from RefSeq and is a predicted model, not a curated record.